AUGGGAAAUAAAACAGCCAAGAUCAUUCUUGUUUCUGUUCUCAUCAUCUGGGCAGCCACACAGCAGGGAAAGGGAAAUGAAAUUACAGAAAAAGGCCUCUCUUUGCUAGGGUACCAUCUGUGCAACUAUAGCCUGACCAAAAAUGUGUUUAAAAUGGUUGCCUACCAAAAGUCCUAUGAGAAAAGCACUUCCUGUGGAGGAUGGAUACCUUGGAUGGUGUGUCCCCGGACAUACUACAAAACUCAGUAUCAUACUGUUGAAGUACCUGAAACCAUCACACUUACAGAUUGCUGUGAAGGAUAUGAGCAAGUUGGACUCUACUGCUCUUUAGCACUCAAUAGAUCCAGUGUAUUUGCCUCAAGACCUGGUGUUUGUCCAAUGGAGAAUAAGAAAACAUCUGAUUAUCCUUGCAUGUUUGAUACUGAAUGUCCAGGGCUUAAAAAAUGCUGCAGCUCAUCCAAAGGAGGAGUCUGUGUGGAUCCCAUGCCAGAGGGAAGAACAUUCUGGUACAACGUGACAGUGCUUGUGAAAAUGGAUUUUGGCGAAUUGAUCAGAGUGGAUUCCCACCUUCUGAAUCAUUCACGCCUUUUGCACUCCAUGAUUACUGGUGCAUUACAGCCCCUGAAUGCCUCUGUGCACCAUAUCCAGAGUAACCAUGCAGAAGUAUAUGCUGGGACAGUGGCCUCUCAAGUUCUCAUUGGACUACACCAGCUGGCUCCACUGGUAGAGGUUUCUUCUUCCUUGAAGGACAUUGUGAAGCGCACAUAUGAAGUGAUUAACAUAGAAGUGCAAGAUGUCAAUGAAUGUUCCUAUGCUGAAUUCAAUGCUUGUCCUGAGAACAGCACUUGCAUAAAUCUGGAGGGGUAUUACAGCUGCAACCCUCAGCAUGAACAUGCAGAUGUCAACCCUCAACGUCUGAGCACAAGCAAGGAAGGCAUGGCAACCUCUGCUCCAGGUUCACUGUUGGAUCUCAUUAACAUUAGCAAUAGCUCCCCGUCUAUAAGUAACUCAAGUGUCUUGCCCAUGACUAACCAAUCUGCAGAUUCUGGGUGCUAUCCCUCUGAAGUGAGAAACCACCGAAUCUUCAGCGUUACCAGCAACAGCUUUGAAAUGUCCUGGCAUGUUGCUUCAGCUCUGAACCAUACUUUCCAAGUCCAAGUGUUCAAGGGCAAAGAGAUAGUCCAAAACCUGAAGACAGAGGAAAUGAAAAUGAAUGUGUCUGGACUGGAAGCAGGUGUGAUGUAUGCAGUAGAAAUCAUCUAUGAAACCUGUGGAAAAACCAGCAUCUCCCAUCAAAAUGUUAAAACAGAGGCCAAGGUAUUUGGUAUUACUAUGAGGAUUCUCAACUACAACUUCACUGAUGAUUUCCAUAAUGCCAGCAGCUCAGCAUAUGAAGAAUUUUCAAGACUGCUGCUUACACAGCUUGAAAAUUCAUUUCCACCCAACAUUUCUGCUUUAUACCAAUCUGGGAAUCUGAAAGUGCAGAUUGAAUCCCUGCAAGCUGGAAGCAUCAUUGUGAGGUUCAGAAUCACUGUGCAGGAUCUUGAGUUUCCAGUCAAUGCCUCCACAUUUGCCCCAGUGCUUUCUUACCUGCAUAAUGGCUCUGCACUUCUAGUGGAUCAGCAAAACACUGUGGUAGAAGACUGGGAUGAAUGUGCUUCUCUUGCCGAGAAUGACUGCUCCACAUCUGCAGAGUGUAUCAAUGUGAUGGGCUCCUACCUGUGCAGAUGCAAGACAACGAUGGAUACCAAUCCAUCCCGACCUGGAAGAAACUGUGAGGGUGAGAUUGUGGACCCUCUCAGUGAAACGAUGGCUCCUGAAAUAACAAACAGUACAGAGCUUGCUCCUGAAGAAGUGAGUCCUGCAGGCCCUUCUUCCCUUGCCACCAUAGAAGUGGUGGAGGCUGUAGGUUCUGAGCUGAGCACUGCUGUAUACGUCCCUGUUCCCCUGCCCCUGGAUGAGAAGCAAGCACCUCAUGGUCAUUCUCCCACUGAUGUUCCUCCAGCAGCUUGGAGAAAAGUCCCAGCAACACAGAUGGGCUUUGCCAGGGACAACAGCUCCAUGUCCAAGGGAGCUGCAGCCAGUGAGGAAGUAGCCAUGAGUGCAGAGCAGCAGCUGGCUGUAAGUCCAUCACAGCAAAGUUCUGCAGCAGAGGCUUCCUCCAGCGCAUCGCAGCAAGAGGCUGCCCUCACAAACGUGCCCAGAGGCACAGCUGGCCAAGAGCAAUCCAGCUCACCAUUGCUGGUCUUUCCAAACCAAACAGCCUCUGCUUCCACCAGAAGUCGCACUACUUCUGAUGUGCCUCAAGACAGCUCUCAAGGUGGCUCCAGUAUGACUCUGCCAGCCACUGGGGAUGCUGGUGUUCCCACCCUCAACACCACUCUCAGAGCCCAUGUAGAGAUUGGAGGAGAGAACAGCUCUUGGGCUGAGCAAUAUGCCAGAUCCCUGGGGCCAUCAACUUUGCCAGGCACCUCUCCAGCUCCCAGCCCAGCACCGAGCCCCACCAUGGACCAGGCUAUCCAGAAACUGAGUGGCACGGUGCAGAUAACAAAUGUGAAAUACUCUCCAGGCUUUAGCAAUACAAGCAGUGAGGAAUACCAAACCUUUGCACAGCUCUUUCUUGAUGAAGUACAUAAAUCUCUGCCCCUUGAGGUUCUUCAGCAGAUGGAUGCUGGUUUGAUUAAAGUGUUGAUAACGGGUAUAACUAAUGGGAGCACAGUGGUAAGUUUCAACUUACUGAUUGCAGAAGAUGUGGAUAUCUACAGCGUCAUCACCGCUUUUCAUGAUGCCUUUGAACAGAGCUCCUAUUUCACAGUUGACAAGAGCAGUCUCUCCAUACAUGAUUAUGAUGAGUGUGAAAGUGAAGAUGACGACUGCUCCCCGGAUGCAUCGUGCUUUAACACACUUGGGUUUUACGAGUGCAGCUGCAAUGAAGGAUUUGCUGAUGUGCAUCCAGAAAGGCCUGGAAGAAGCUGUGAAGCAUUUCCUCUCAGCAAGAAGACAACAGUGAUGGACAAGAAACCUGUACACAACACAGUGUUACCUGUGACAGCUUUGCAAACUUCGACUCACAUUUCUUCCACCGCUUCAUUGAACUUCUCUACUACUAAGCACAAAGCCCUGGAGGACACCAUGUCCUCCAGUGUGGUGCUGCCUUCUCUCACCAGGGAUCCUGUGUCAAGUCCCAAGGUUUCUCCUCAAGCAUCUCCUGUCCCCCUUGUUCAACCUGCCCAGGAGAUUUCCAUUAAAGAUGCAGUAAGAGUGUUUUGUGAAAUUGAGAAGAUUGUCCUUGCUGUCCAGAAGAGAUUUUUAGAGCAGGAGUCUAUCCCUGAAACCUCCCUGUACCUGGGGGAGCCUCGCUGCAACGUGAGCAUCAGCAAUGGCACCCACGUUGUGCUGCAGGCAGGCUGGAGUGACUGUGGCACUGAAGUUGAGACUAACAUGACUAAUACUGUAGUGAAAAACAUCCUUCGGAAUGAUGUUUCUGCUCAGGGAGUUAUCCACCACUUAAAAGUUGCCAGUCCCAUUCACUGUGUGUUUCAAAACAAUCUCUUGACUUCCUCUGGAUACACUGCAGAGGGACUUUACACCAUCUUUGAGGAUUUGCAUGGAUCUGGGCACUUCAGAACAGAAAUGCAGUUAUUUAUUGGAAACACCCCAAUACCAAAAAAUUUCAGUGUCUCUGCCAGUGAGGAUAUACUGAUUGAAGUGGGGAUCCAACGAGCAGACAGCAAGCUCAAGGUGGUCCUCACUGACUGCUGGGCGACUCCAACUAAUAACUCAGUGGAUCCCCUCUCAUUUGCUUUUAUCAGCAACAGCUGUCCCAUCCCAAAUACACACACCACACUGCUGGAGAAUGGGAAUUCAAGCAAAGCACAGUUUAAGAUGAAAAUCUUUUCCUUUGUCAACAAUUCUGUGGUUUACUUACACUGCAGAAUUCGUAUUUGCAUGGAGACACCAGGAAGCACCUGCAGGACGAGGUGCCAUGCAGUUCGAUCCCUGAAGACUGGUGAAACCAUUGCUGCCCACAGAACAUCCUGGGGACCCCUGUGUAAAUCAGCUGUGUCUGAUCUGAAGAGAGAGAUGGAGACUGGGAUAGGAGUUGGAUACACCAUCCUUAUUGUCUUUGCUGUGUUUGGUUUUGUGCUGGGAUUUGUGAGCCUUCUCAUUUUCUGCUACCAGCGAAAGACGGGAAGAUACAACUUCAGAAUCAAGUCUGACAACUUUAGCUACCAAGUGUUCUAUGAUUAG
Chaetura pelagica (chimney swift) is the source of this 4251-nucleotide messenger RNA. RefSeq names its product uromodulin-like 1 (gene UMODL1). Gene Ontology annotation, cellular component: extracellular region; cell surface. Gene Ontology annotation, molecular function: protein binding; peptidase inhibitor activity; calcium ion binding. The record is from RefSeq and is a predicted model, not a curated record. Bases 1 to 4251 code for a protein of 1416 amino acids. NCBI's taxonomy places the organism in Eukaryota, Metazoa, Chordata, Aves, Apodiformes, Apodidae. The transcript is spliced from 21 exons.